AUAUUUUCAGAUCAUCACCACUGUAAUGGCGUCAAUGAAACUCUUCGUUCAUAUUCUCCGUCGAUACAUCUCCAUCGCAAUAACUCUCUUCUAUAGCCUCAUUUGGUGUUUAUUCGACAAUUUCGAUUACCCGAUCCUGAUCAAGCUCGCCGAUACGUUCUUAUCUUUAUAUUUCCUAAUCUUCUGCGAUCUCCGUCCAAUCACCGUCGAUUUAAACGAUGGAGAAACCACAUUACAUUUCUGGAUCUCCGGCCACCGUAAAAUCAACCGCCCAAACCUCCUCAUGCUACACGGUUACGGAGGAAAUUCGAAAUGGCAAUUUAUUCAUCAAGUUUCAGAUCUAUCGAAAUCGUUUAAUCUCUUUAUCCCCGAUCUCGUAUUCUUCGGGAAAUCGUACUCGAAAAACACCGAUCGGAGCGUUGAGUUUCAGGCGAGGAGUAUCGUCGGAGGUUUGAAGAGGUUAGGCUGUGGUGUCGGAGAUUUAUCGGUUUACUCUAUUAGUUACGGAGGAUUCGUAGCGUAUCGGAUAGCGAAGAUUUGGCCGGAGAUGAUUGAGAAAUUGGUGAUUGUGAGUAGUGGAGUUGGGUUUACGCAACAGCAAAAGAUGACGGAGAUGAAAAAACACGGCGGAGAUGUAUCGGAGAUUCUUGUUCCGAGUAAUCCGAGAGAUCUCCGGUUGUUAGUUAAAGUUUCGAUGAAUACAGGUAUCAGAUUUAUUGACUGGGUUCCAGAUUUCAUCCUCUCCCAAUUCAUCGCUGUGAUGUAUGAGACAAAUCGGCAAGAACUUGUUGAUUUAGCUAAGAAUUUGCUGGAAAGAGAAGAGGAGCCAGAGUUCUUUGCAAUAUCACAGAAAACGUUAAUCGUUUGGGGUGAUAAGGAUAAUGUGUUUCCCUUGGAGCAUGGACGGCGUCUACAAAGGCAUUUACCAAAUUCGAGUUUAGAGGUAUUGAAGGAAAUUGGACAUGGUGUGAACAUUGAAGCACCAACUACUCUUAACAAUUUGAUUAUCUCGUUUGUUUUAGAAAAAGACACUAGUCAUGAGUCAUGCAUGACUGCUUGUCAAACUACCUCCGAGGACCUUAACCAGUUGCCGUACAUUGGAUCGUCUUGGGGCUGGGUGGUUCAUAUGAACAAGGAAGAAGACUCAACCAUACGUCUCACCAACAUGUUCCACCCCAACAAAGGCGACAUCUAUCUGCCUCCGCUUCACCCUCCUCUCAAUAGUCAAUCCUGCGGUCGACAUCUAGUUAACUUAUCUCAAUCCUUGUUUUCCUUUGCCCGUAAGGUUUUUGUGUCAAAGCAAGCAAGUACCGCGGCCUCAGACCCAAACUCUAUCUACUUCAUUGACCACCAUCGUGCUUAUCGCUAUCCGCAGAACAAGAUCAAUCAAGAUUUGAGUUUGAUGGAAUCAAGAAUGGAAGGAGAUGUGUAUUCUGGAUUUGGAGAGAGAUACCAAAUGGAUGGUAAAUUGUUGCAGAAUUUCCAGAAGAGCUUUGUUCAAGUUCAAGACAUUCUUGAUCAAAACCGGCUUUUGAUCAACGAGAUCAAUCAGAACCACGAGUCCAAACAAGCGGAUCACUUGGGAAGAAAUGUGGGUUUGAUUAGAGAGCUCAAUAACAAUAUCAGAACAGUGGCAAGUCUUUAUGGAGAUCUCUCUCAUUCUUUCGCUAGAUCGAUCGAUGCUUCAUCGGAAGGAGAAUCUACCGGGACAUUGAAAUCUGAUGGUAAGGCCAACAACCAGAAGAGAUUUAGAUCCGGGUAAUAUAACCAAUCUUGAUUUUGUAGAUUCAAAGCUAAUUUGAUUGUGGAUUAUGGAGUGUGUCAUGUUGUUGUUGUUGGUGUGGAACAGUAUGACAUUAAUAUUGUGUUUUUCUUAAGGGUCUUCAAUAGUUUUGCUUAUGCAAUUUCUGUUGAAAUGUUAUCUACAUAAUGUUUAUGUCUUUGAUUCUGAGAUAAUAAAAGAAGUUUUUCUUU
Molecule: messenger RNA, 1974 nt
Organism: Arabidopsis arenosa
Lineage: Eukaryota; Viridiplantae; Streptophyta; Magnoliopsida; Brassicales; Brassicaceae
Source: the annotation of a GenBank genome assembly